CCUGUUGCGCCUGGAGGCUCUGAGUGUGCAAGUCAGGAGAGGACCCCCUUUUCCCCCAACCCAGCUCGGCUCUGGUACUCCGGAGCCAAGGACUCAGACACGGAUCUGCAGGACAGGGCGAGGCGCGCCGGCUGGCGGAGGUUCCAGGUGACUGGGAAGAACUCUUCAACAAUAAAUACAUUUGAUAAAGAUGACGGCUUUAAAAGUGCUGCUAGAACAAGAGAAGAUAUUUUUCGCCAUUAUAGUCUUACUAGGCUAUUUGUCAUGUAAAGUGAUUUGUGAAACAGGAGACUGCAGACAACAAGAAUUUAGGGAUCGAAAUGGAAAUUGCGUUCUCUGCAACCAGUGUGGGCCAGGCAUGGAGCUGUCUAAGGAAUGUGGCUUUGGCUAUGGGGAGGAUGCACAGUGCGUGACGUGCAGGCCGCACAGGUUCAAGGAGGAUUGGGGCUUCCAGAAGUGCAAGCCCUGCCUGGACUGUGCGCUGGUGAACCGCUUUCAGAAGGCCAACUGUUCAGUCACCAGUGAUGCCAUCUGUGGGGACUGCUUACCAGGAUUUUAUAGGAAGACAAAACUUGUUGGUUUUCAAGACAUGGAGUGUGUGCCUUGUGGAGACCCUCCCCCUCCUUACGAACCACACUGCACCAGCAAGGUCAACCUCGUGAAGAUCGCGUCCAGGGCCUCCAGUCCACGGGAUGCGGCCCUGGCUGCCGUCGUCUGCAGUGCCUUGGCCACUGUCCUGCUGGCCCUGCUCAUCCUGUGCGCCAUCUACUGUAAGAGACAGUUCAUGGAGAAAAAGCCCAGCUGGUCUCUGAGGUCACAGGACAUUCAGUACAGCGGUUCUGAACUGUCAUGUUUUGACAGACCUCGGCUCAACGACUGUGCCCACAGAGCAUGUUGCCAAUGCCACCGAGAGUCAGCCCAGACCUGCGGUCCUGUUCACUUGAUCCCAUCCCUGUGUCAUGACGAGGCUUGUAGCACCGACCGGGGGCCUCUUGGUUGUGGGGUGCAUUCUACGACCAGUCUUCAGGAGAGAAACACAGGUCCAGUGGGGGAGACGAUGCCGACUUUCUUCGGGUCCCUCUCGCGGUCCAUCUGUGGCGAGUUUUCAGAUGCCUGGCCUCUGAUGCAAAAUCCCAUUGGUGGUGACGACAUCUCUUUUUAUGACUCUUAUCCUGAACUCACUGGAGAAGAUUUUCAUUCUCUCAAUCCAGAAAAUGAAAGCUCAACCUCUUUGGAUUCUAGCGAUCAUCAGGAUUUGAUUAUGGAGGCUGUUCCUAUUCAGAAUCAUUCUGAAAACAUUACGGAAGCCACUGAUUUAUCUAGCUGUAAGCACACACUGACAGACGCAGCUCUAACCCGGGAUGCAUUGACUGCGAGAUGCCAGCAAGGUCAGGAGGAUGGCGAAACCAUCGACCUAACCUCUCCAGUGUCCCUCCAGGAGGCUUAAAAUACUUGAAUCUUUCUGCAAUAGAAGUAUGUGGAUGGAACCCAAAGGGCACUCCUCUGUAAAGCUUAUAGACUGAACGCAGUCUGGACCUUGCAUGGCUUCUGGGGGCAAAAUAAAUUUGAACCAAACUGAUGGCAUUUUAAGCCUUUGAACCAGUUGCUUCUGAGCCAGACCAGCUGUAAACUGAAACCUCAGUGAGUAACAAGCAAAGACAUGCUGAACAAGAAGAUUCACGGCUACAAGAGUGACUUCAAAGACUGAUGAGUUGAAUUUGCAGCUCUGAGAUUGCAGAAUUGUAACAAGAAACAAAUGCAUCUGCGCUCCUUUUCAUGGCGAAUGUGCUUUUACAAGGCUGAAAACCCAGAGUAUAAAUUUUCAUUUAUAUUUUCUUUCCAAAAUAAUUUCAUAUAACUUAGCGUACUAAAAGUCAAUGUCAGAUUAAUUACCUAAGUUUUUAUGUAGGAUGGAUUCAAAAGUGAGUGUUUCUGUCUAAGAAGGUCACUUUUUCAUCACCUAAACUGAGAGCCGAGGUUAGAAUCGUGGCCCAUCACCCUGAGAUAAAAACCACUUAACCCAAAUCGUCUAGAGACUUGAAGGCAAAGGUUAUCAUAUUUAUGUGCAAAUAAGCUGCUAUGGAAGCGUCUGCUACAUUUGUUGUGUGCCUGAGCUUACAAGAUCCAGAAUUUCUUUUAUGAAAAAAAGUGUUUCUAAACAAAAUGAUCUCGUAUUUGCAUUGUAUCUUAUACUAGAGGCUGUAGAAAUUACAGUAUAUGGGCUUCCCCUACUACUGAAGAAGUCUUCAGUGAGAAUAUACUACAUGUUAGCACCAGAAGAAAAAGCUCAAUUUGUAGUGAUGUUUAAGUGCACAGUCUGUCACUGCCAGUGUUGUUUGACCAGACAUUGCAGUGUUCUCUCUAAUCUUAUUUAGUGCAUGUUCUCCUAUGUUAGCCAGGUGAUGCUGAAUUUAAGAGAAUGGUGCUUUACUAAGGCACUCCAUCCCCCACUACGUUGGUAUUUAUACACUAGAAUUGUCCUUUGAACUGCGAUAUUAACCCAGUUCAGUCAUGAAGUAGGAAUCAAUCAGUUGGCAUAAUGGCUAUGUCACUGGACUCCCAUGUAGUUGACCGUAGUUUGAGUCCCAG
This is a messenger RNA of Tupaia belangeri chinensis (Chinese tree shrew), 2589 nucleotides long. RefSeq names its product TNF receptor superfamily member 19 (gene TNFRSF19). Gene Ontology annotation, molecular function: protein binding; signaling receptor activity. Gene Ontology annotation, biological process: positive regulation of canonical NF-kappaB signal transduction; positive regulation of JNK cascade. The transcript has 10 exons. Lineage: Eukaryota; Metazoa; Chordata; Mammalia; Scandentia; Tupaiidae. The record is from RefSeq and is a predicted model, not a curated record. The coding region runs from base 191 to 1447 and encodes 418 amino acids. Gene Ontology annotation, cellular component: plasma membrane.